UACGCACUCUACUGUUCGCUAGCUCGUUAUACUUUCUUUCUGUUCAUGGCUCGUGGCACUGUUUCAUACUUGUCACCAUGAAGUUGAACGUAUCAUAUCCUGCAACAGGAUGUCAAAAACUAUUUGAAAUCUCAGAUGAACAUAAACUUAGAAUUUUUUAUGAAAAACGUAUGGGCGCUGAAGUUGAAGCUGAUGCUUUAGGUAACGAAUGGAAAGGAUAUGUUGUUCGUAUUUCUGGUGGUAAUGACAAACAAGGAUUUCCUAUGAAACAAGGUGUUCUGACUAAUGGUCGUGUACGUUUAUUGCUCUCAAAGGGACAUUCAUGCUAUAGACCUAGACGUGAUGGUGAGCGUAAACGUAAAUCUGUUCGUGGAUGCAUUGUUGAUUUCAACCUUUCAGUACUUGCUCUUGUCAUUGUUAAGAAGGGAGAAAAGGAUAUUCCAGAUUUAACUGAUGAAGAUGUUCCACGACGUUUAGGACCUAAAAGAGCGAGUAAAAUUCGUAAACUUUUCAAUUUGUCUAAGGAAGAUGAUGUGCGUCGAUUUGUUGUGAAACGACCAAUUCAAAAAGAAGGUAAACCAGCGCGUUCUAAAGCCCCGAAGAUUCAACGUCUUAUUACUCCACUUACUCUGCAGAGGAAACGGCAUAGAUUGGCUUUGAAGAGAAGGCGGAGUUUGGCUCGUAAACAACAAGCAGCUGAAUAUGCAAGAUUAUUAGCACAGAGGCAAAAAGAGGCAAAGAACAGACGUCAAGAAGAAUUGAAACGAAGACGUAGUGCUUCCAUGCGGGAUUCUAAAUCAUCCAAUCAGUCAGCACCUACUGCCCAAAAAUAAAAUGAUUGCAUUGAUGUAUUUACAACUUAAUAAAGAA
Messenger RNA from Eufriesea mexicana, 870 nucleotides. It is a transcript of the gene RpS6, whose product is annotated as ribosomal protein S6. Gene Ontology annotation, molecular function: structural constituent of ribosome. The record is from RefSeq and is a predicted model, not a curated record. Gene Ontology annotation, cellular component: ribosome. The coding region runs from base 78 to 833 and encodes 251 amino acids. Gene Ontology annotation, biological process: translation. Lineage: Eukaryota; Metazoa; Arthropoda; Insecta; Hymenoptera; Apidae. The transcript has 5 exons.